CAUGGAGGAGGAGGAGGGAAGCAGGGACCUCAGCGGAAGCCCCCUGGGGGAGCCACGGAGCUGUGAACACAUUCUACUGCCCAGGCAGGAGGAAAGGCAGGGGGAUGACCUGCAGCGGCAGCACGAGGGGAAGGAGGAGGAGCAUCUGGCCAAAGAGCACACGUACCAGGCCUACAUGAAGAUCCAGGACAUCAGCCCGGUCCUGAGCAACAGGGUCAACCUCAAGGACCUGCAGGAGAGCAUCGACAUCCUCAUAGGUAACCUGGAGCGGGAGCUCAACAAGAACAAGCUCAACGUCGGCUAUUGACUGACCGGCCUUCUCAGGAGGGACUCCCUGACUGACCAGAUGACGGUCUGAGACAAGGGUAUAGGUGACAAUGAGGGCUCAGAGGGUUUUGGGCGAUGGGUGAUGGUACGAGGCCAUGGGUAGCACCCUCAUAAUAAUCAGCUCAGCUGAACUGUUGGUACUUGCUCUCCCCAAGGAACUGUACAAAAACCUACAAGAGUACGAACUGUGAGGUCUGGCACUUCCCUCUUUAAGCCUGUUGUAUUUUAGCGCUAGAUUCACAAGUCAACAGACAUUCCUUGAUUUUUUUGUGUGUUUGUGUUCAUUUCCAUUUGUCAUUGUUGAAAGUUUUUGCUUGUGUUGUUCAUGGUCGUAUCUGUCAACGUUUGUCUAUUGUCGUCGUUCUUUCUUCUUAUUAGAAGAACCUAUUGACCCCAAGGGGUGUAAAAGGUGCCUUAAUUGUGUAAAGGUGGUACUUAAGGCAGUGGAGAGAGCUUUUAUUUUUGAUUUGUUAAUUUUUUGUUUGUUUGUUUUUUUGUUUUCUGUGGAGGUACUGUGUGCUACAAUAUUGUUGUAAACCAAUGCACUUACAAGGCAGAUUUGAUUCUUAAGGCGAAGAGGUAGUGGUGCUGGGUCUUGCCACCUACCCUGAAGUGAAACAGCGCUAACACUAUAGCUAAUGCUAAAGCUGCUGGGCUCUGUGUGUGGAGAUUGAAGCCAAUAGCUGUGAUGGCUCAUUGGGACUUAGCAUCACAUGCUAACAGCUGCUAACAGCAGACAGAGGCACCCUUUCAGAUGUGUAAACAGUACAGUAUGUUAGCAAUAAGGGUGCUGCUUCUGUACAUAGAACAACACGUGGUACAUUUCAAAUUGAGGGGGAAUUAGAGCAUCAUGUCUGAGAAAAUAACGGGAGCGAAUCUGACUGAAUGCUUUGAGAGAUCUUUCAUGUCUAUUUUUCUAUCCUCCAUUCUGUUUUGGAUUUUUUUUUUUUAAACAAAAAAGAAAAUUGCAGACAAAUUGCCUCUUACUGUGAGACAAGAACCUCUCAGUAAGAGGUACGAUGCCUGCUAAAUCUGAUGGUGAGCCUCCAAGAAAGGGUCACUGUGGUCAGGCCUUCAAAUAGAAUGUAAGGCCACUACCUAAAUUAAUGGACACUUUUUUUUUUCCUUUGUCAGAAAUCCAGGUAAACAAAAUGAUCAGUAUUUAACAGAUAUAUGUGUAUAUAAAUAUAUAUAAAAAUGUAUUUGGAGUAUAUAUUUUUUGGACAGCUUAUAUUUACAUACAUGCAUAUUUAAAUGUUCUCAGUUACCUUGUAGUAUUGAAUCUGUGGAUCAGUACCUGUCGAGUAAUCAUGUUUCUUUUCCCUUAAGCUACCUUGACACAUCUUAAAUGUGCUGGACUGGAAAAAAACUAAUUCACGUCGUUAAAGGACAAUAGAGAUAAUAUGUGUCGACAGAUGGACAAAUUUGUUAAAGUCAUACUUGUACAUAUCCGCUACCUGUUUAGGACAGGCCUGUUUGGUCUGGCAUUGUGUUCAUGUUUGUGUUUGUGUUAUGGUGCAGAAUGUCACAUGGUCAAAAGCUUUACAGUUAAUUAUAUAAGUGCGUCUUACACCCCUCCCAAACCAACAACCAACACACACACGCUCUGCCUACCCCCUUCCCUUCCUCCUACCCUUAGGUAGUGGUUGACGCUGGCCCAGAUCUCUACCAGACCCAGGCAGGAGUCGCUCCAGUUGGUUGCUGGCUUGGGGUCCUGUACAUAGACAUGACCUGGGUCAAGGGUCAACUUAUAUGUCGUUCCCCUCCAUUCGGCUGCUGCUCUUGGGCAGAGAAAAUAAUUUAAAAAAAAGUCCACCUUAUCCUCAAGUGCAGUGUAAAAAGCUAUCUGUAUCCUUGGCAUAUUGGCUGUCGCUCUAAGCCAUUGUAAAGUUUUGCUUAAUGCUGUGACUUUUGCAGGCACAUCUCAGAGGUUUUAAGCUAGCUAAUGCAGUACAUCAGCUCUUGGACCCCUGCGGGUCUGUCUGUGUCCAGGGCUAUAAAGUGUACAUUGUGAGAUGCUACUGCCUUUGUGUUUUUUUUAAAAGCAUUCCUUUGGCCUGUCUUCUUUCUCUUCAGCCACCCCCUACAACCCCCCAUCCAUAUCCUACAAGCAUACUGUACAGUAAUGCUCAUCCCUGUCGCUUGCCUACUACAUUGGGAGUCUCAAUACAUUAUGAUGAGCGUGUCACUAAACAAGAUGUUACUUUGUACUGUUAUGGAGAAAUGUAUGAUCACAUUAAAGUAUAUAUUUCACAUGU
Molecule: messenger RNA, 2585 nt
Organism: Sardina pilchardus (European sardine)
Lineage: Eukaryota; Metazoa; Chordata; Actinopteri; Clupeiformes; Clupeidae
Product: rho GTPase-activating protein SYDE2-like
Exons: 1
Coding region: 2-307 (101 amino acids)
Biological process (GO): cell migration; regulation of Ras protein signal transduction
Cellular component (GO): synaptic membrane
Molecular function (GO): GTPase activator activity
Source: RefSeq, a predicted model, not a curated record